This is a messenger RNA of Copidosoma floridanum, 548 nucleotides long. RefSeq names its product mitochondrial enolase superfamily member 1. Lineage: Eukaryota; Metazoa; Arthropoda; Insecta; Hymenoptera; Encyrtidae. The record is from RefSeq and is a predicted model, not a curated record. Gene Ontology annotation, biological process: carbohydrate catabolic process; amino acid catabolic process. Gene Ontology annotation, molecular function: magnesium ion binding; L-fuconate dehydratase activity.
UCGUCAACGUUGCAUUCUCUUGGGUAUAUUAUUUUUCGAAGCUGAUUUUUUUUUUGAUUUAAAAGUUUUUUAUUGUCAGAGGAAAGAUGGAAGGGAUGGAAAUUACCGAGAUCGAUGUCAAGGACGUGAGGUUCCCAACUUCCUUGAAAUUUGAUGGGAGUGAUGCCAUGCACACCGAUCCCGACUAUUCCUGCGCUUACGUUACAAUAAAAACUAAUAGAGGCAUCGAGGGAUACGGACUGACCUUCACUUUGGGAAGAGGAACUGAAAUCGUCGUUCUCGCCUGCAAAACGAUAUCGAGGCUGAUCGUAGGCACCAAAGUCCAAGACGUGUUCAACGGCUUUGCCUCUUUCUGGAGGAAAAUCACGAGCGAGUCUCAGCUGCGAUGGAUCGGCCCGGAAAAGGGAGUGACCCAUUUGGCCACAGCCGCCGUGGUCAACGCUCUCUGGGACUUGUGGGCGCGCAUUGAGAAAAAACCAUUGUGGAGACUGCUGGUCGAUCUCACCCCCGAGCAACUGGUCUCCACGAUAGACUUUCGAUACAUGUGA